AUGGCCUCUCUUGGCUCAGCCUCCACGUACCGUGCCUACGGCCAAGGGCACGGAGAGCCUUGCUUCGAGGGUGACCUGCGGCGUGGGCCCUUCGGGGCACGGGCGCACGAGGCCUUUGGGUACCCAGGGUCUCCAGGUGCCAUGUACCCCUGCAGCCUGGGCACCUGGGUGCGUGCUCAGGGUGACACCUACCAGGUGGUAGCUGACGUCAGCCAGUUCGAGCCCCCUGAUAUCGUAGUGACCACCUCCAACUGCCACGUCGCCAUCCGGGCUGAGAAGGUGGCUGAGGAUGGCACCAUCUGUGACACCUUCACCCACAAAUGCCAGCUGCCUGAGGACAUGGACCCGCUGUCGGUGAGCUGUGCCCUCACGGAGGGUGGCACACUGGUGAUCACUGCCCGGCGCCGUGUUGGUUCUCGCCCUGGCGAGUCCCCACAGCUGCUGUACCGCAGUGAGGCCACGCUGUGA
Molecule: messenger RNA, 468 nt
Organism: Indicator indicator
Lineage: Eukaryota; Metazoa; Chordata; Aves; Piciformes; Indicatoridae
Product: heat shock protein beta-7-like
Exons: 3
Coding region: 1-468 (155 amino acids)
Source: RefSeq, a predicted model, not a curated record